AUGUCUUCCUCUUAUGGGAUCUUCAGUUUCACAAACAAACGUAGCGAAUCCUCAAACUUGACCUCUGCUCCUAUCACAAACAGAAGCGAACGCUUCACUCUUCUCAAUCUUCCCAACGAAAUUCUGCAUACUAUGUUCAAACGGCUUCUUAAGGAGGCCCAAGACAGAAGCUCAAGAUUCUCUAACUAUGGAAUUCAAACGAGAUAUAUCAACGAUGCACUCAAUGCGCUAUCAAUAUCCAAGGAUGUGCGAGCUACAUGUUUGCCAGAAUUUUAUCGAGAAACACUCAUUCCGAUUACAUUGGAACUCGAGGAAUCUGGAUAUCUAGGAUACCCUGAGAUAUAUGAAUCGGAAGGAGGCUGGAUAGCCAGAGUAGAAGAGGCAGACUUCAAUUUCGAAGCAAUACCGGUCCAGGGUGUGCAUGAAGAAGACCCUGAUCUUAUUGAAAGUAAUCGACAGAGAUUGGACAAGUUCUUAGUUCAUCACGGCAGUCAAAUCAGACGCAUAAAGUUGAACAUUAGUGGCAUUGGGGAUCAUGCUGCUCCAAUUUUAUCUGGGGACGCGGACUCGUACAGACUGUUUGAAGGGAGAAUCAAAAAGCUUGUUGAGCAAUUGUUAGGAAGGAGGGAAGGGGAAACACGAAGAACGAGGAAAAUACUCGAGCUUCGGUUAUGUGUUCAACCAGACCGUGAAUACCGCAGACCAGAAGAAGAAGAAGAAGAAGACGAAGACUACAAUCGCUACAGUUUUGAGUGUGCGUGCUUCAACAUUCUAACGUCACUUCUCGAACCCUUGAGAGAGCAUCUCGAUUCAGGACAAUGUGCGAAGUUGGAUUGGAAUGGGGUCUAUGUUCUCAAGGCUACCGAUAUCAAUUGCAGUAUCUUUUCUUACGAGAGCAUUUCAUUUGUCAGGGAAAUGAUUGGUGAUCUGACAUUAGAAGAAGAGAACGCACGAUGUCAGUGGGAAGAUGAGCAAUUGUCACGAAAUAUCGAGGUGAACAAAGAUCUCGUAUCGUUGCCUGUAGUGAGAAAUGAAGAUCAAUGGGUCAACUUCUGGAGGAAUCACAGGGAUGUAAAUCCGUACCGUCUAGCCUGUAUCAAUUUUCUAUAUCCUAGGGGUAUUUCUCAGGCGUACAUAACACAUCCUAUAGAUUCUGAAUGGGUUCUAAAGAUUCUAGAAUCGUCUUCUUUCAUAUGGGACAUUCAUGAACUUCGACUCGUUCUUGAUUUAUUGCGUGAAAGGAAAAGAAAGCAUUGUCUUGAAAACUAA
Molecule: messenger RNA, 1269 nt
Organism: Botrytis deweyae
Lineage: Eukaryota; Fungi; Ascomycota; Leotiomycetes; Helotiales; Sclerotiniaceae
Exons: 1
Coding region: 1-1269 (422 amino acids)
Source: RefSeq, a predicted model, not a curated record